Aphanomyces invadans is the source of this 684-nucleotide messenger RNA. RefSeq lists its product as hypothetical. Lineage: Eukaryota; Oomycota; Saprolegniomycetes; Saprolegniales; Verrucalvaceae. The record is from RefSeq and is a predicted model, not a curated record. The coding region runs from base 201 to 662 and encodes 153 amino acids. The transcript has a single exon.
GACGGGUUUGUGCGUGAAUUCUCCAUUUUCGACGGUUUGCUCGGCGCCGCGCAAGUUUCAUCGAAGUUACGCUUCCUCGAGAGGAAGAUUUGCCCCAGCCAGCCAGGAUAAGCGAUCAACCGUGUGGACGACGGCUGGAACUACCCCUCGAUACGCUGCCGGAAAACGCGUUGACUCAGCCCAGACCUCAACGCCCGGAUAUGAUGAAACUCAAGGAAGCUGUAAAAGAGUUUGACAUCCCGGACGCAGUCCACACUGCGCGGACACGGCUUGGGUAUGCUCAACUCAACCACCUGUCACAGGACUCGUCUCCAUGCAGCGACACAAGCUUGGACACGGACGAGCUGAAAGGCUGGGAAGACUUGGUGUCGUCGAAUUCGUCCAAAGGACCAACGCCCCAUCCAUGUGCGAUUAUCUGUGCGAUCAUCAGUAUAUUUGGCUUCUUCUUCCUGCUCUUCUUGGGGUCGACUGUCGCGUCCAACUCGAUUUACAUUCGCGUCAAACCGAAGGAAGGCCACGCCAAGUCAUCCCUUGCAGCCAACAUCUUCCUCGCUGCAUUCCUGUAUCUCGUCGCAUUCGUCGGGAGCACCGUGUCGUUGCUGCGAGCUCGACGUGCCCAGAAAGUAUAUCAACUGUCUUUAGAUAUCCACGCCGAUAAGUAAUUCGAAUGUAAACACUAUGCCA